Messenger RNA from Colletotrichum godetiae, 2097 nucleotides. RefSeq lists its product as uncharacterized. The record is from RefSeq and is a predicted model, not a curated record. Bases 421 to 1869 code for a protein of 482 amino acids. Gene Ontology annotation, molecular function: FAD binding. NCBI's taxonomy places the organism in Eukaryota, Fungi, Ascomycota, Sordariomycetes, Glomerellales, Glomerellaceae. The transcript has 3 exons.
AUGGGUCUUAGUUUGAACGAUCAUAUCUUAGCCAAGCUCAUUUUCUCCUAAAGUAGCAGCUCGGAAGGGUACGCGACGGCUCCUUGUAUACGGGCAGCAAGUACCAUUGAUACGUUCAGUUUUGAAGACAUUGGAUCAACCCCUUAUUGUCAUCUGGACAGCGAUAAAUACAGCAGAUAUCUUUCAAAGUGAAUCGAGCAUUCCUCACAUUUUUUCAUUCAUUAUUCAGAUUGAGGCAUUGCAUCCGGACAUCAUACCAUGGCUAUUGGACACAUUCUGGGUCUCCUCGCCCAGACACGCUUGGGUCUCGCGGCUGAGCCUUCCAUAACUGCCGGCUGCAGUCAAGCAGUGAGAUACUCUUAUGAGCGUGGUCCUCCUCAUAUUUACCCCGUACUGAUCAACAAGUAGUGCUCCCAAUUGAUGGAGGAGUUCGGCUCUGCCGUUCAUCUGGGUAGCAACGACCCUUCCUUCGCGAUAUGGGACAUGAAGCAGCAGGAGGCUCUUCCUGCCUGCCGCAUAGAGCCAACGACUGCUGCCCAGGUAUCAAGAGUCGUUGAGAUCACCGUCGAUAACUGGUGCCGCUUCGCCAUCAAGGGCGGCGGGCACAUGACAAACUUGGACGCCUCCAACUCUGUCGGUGGCAUUACGAUCGACUUGCACCUCAUGGACCACAUUGAGAUUUCAGAGGACCGCACGAAAGCAAAUCUUGGACCUGGUCAUGUUCUUCGCGACGCUUAUUUGGCACUGGAGAAAUACAACCUUACGAUGGUGGGCGGAAGAACUGCCGACGUUGGACUUCCGGGAUUCACUAUCGGUGGUGGACUCUCUGAUCUUGGACCGCAAUACGGCUUGGCCGUGGAUAAUGUCUGGGAAUACCAGGUAAGCGUCUCAAUUCCAUGUCAGACUCCAUGUUUUGUUGCCACAUCACAAGUCCCAAGCUCACUCACUUUGCACCAGCUCGUGCUGCCGAAUGCCACCAUUGUCAAUGUCUCUGAAACUGCUCAUCCUGACCUAUACUUUGCUCUGCGCGGAGGCGGCAACAACUUCGGUGUCAUUACCAACUUCUGCUCGCGACUCGUACCGCAAGGUCAGAAGUGGGGUGGCUCGAGAACCUACAACGUUAACUACACUGAUCAGCUCGUCGAUCAGUCUUAUCAACUGGCGACUAAUCUGGCCGUUGACACGUACAUGUCUUUUUGGAGUCGCAACUCCUACGACUCUGCCAGUGAUCGAUUCAGCAUGAGUGUCUCACAAGCAUACUAUGAACCUGUUGUUGAGCCUCCUGUCUUCGCCGAAUUGAACAAAAUUCCUUAUGAAACGAGCAUUCUUCGUGUCGACUGGAUGAGCAAUCAUAGUCUCGAUAGCGUCUCUCCCCAUGGAUUACGUCGUAUUUAUGCUUCCAUUACCUUCCGGCCUUCUUGUGUUCUGCACAAGCAAUUGAUCAACAUCUACACGGAAGAAUUUACAGGUGUCAAGAAUACUCCGGGGAUCUCCUCGUCGCUGGUCGUUCAGGCCCUGCACAAGAACGCCAUCGAUGCCAUGAAAGUGAGGGGAGGGAAUGCUCUCGGCGUUGAGUCUGAUGGCCCAUUGAUGAUUGCGCUCCUCACUCUCGGAUGGUCUAACUCGGGCGAUGAUGCGGCGAUGUAUGCCUAUGCCGACCGAGUCAUUAACCGAUCCAAGGCUGAAGCUGAGUCGAUGGGCUUGUUGCACCCAUGGCUGUACAUCAACUAUGCAAACUACAAUCAAGACCCUUUCUCGGGAUAUGGAGAGAAGAACAAAAACAGACUCCGGGAAAUCCAGAAGGCGGUUGAUCCCAGAGGAAUCUUCACCUCCCAUGGCCUGGUCAGAGGAUCGUUCAAACUCAACUGAAUCUUUUUCCAGACCUCUCAGUCUCACAGCCAGAGUACGACGAAAAGCUCCAACAAAAUCUGGCUUUGACACAGGAACGCGUGUCACAUGCACGUAGACGGAUCUCGAGCUGAGUUACAUGUAAUCUAUGGGAUCUGAUUGUUACAUGCUCAAAUAUACCCCUCUGGUCUCCCAAGUGUGAUUUAGAUCAUGUGCGUUGAGCAGACUGCCACUUCGCCAAUGAAGAGA